Molecule: messenger RNA, 2317 nt
Organism: Drosophila busckii
Lineage: Eukaryota; Metazoa; Arthropoda; Insecta; Diptera; Drosophilidae
Product: transcription factor grauzone
Exons: 5
Coding region: 208-2202 (664 amino acids)
Biological process (GO): regulation of transcription by RNA polymerase II
Cellular component (GO): nucleus
Molecular function (GO): DNA-binding transcription factor activity; zinc ion binding; RNA polymerase II cis-regulatory region sequence-specific DNA binding
Source: RefSeq, a predicted model, not a curated record
ACAUAUUUUACUAUUUCUCGUUUUUAAUGCACGUUAGAAAGUCGUUUUCAAAAAUUCCGCUAACACGUCCGUUGCCGUUCGAAUCGCAACUCACUUCUCUAGCAAAUAAACAAACAGAGAACAAUUUUUAAACAAAUUUGUUUUUGCCAUUAACAAAUGUCGGCUGCUUGGCUUUAAAGUGAAAAUAAGAACUAUUUUGUGUAGGCCAUGGCUGCUUGCGUGCUAUGUUUUGGCUGCUGCAAGAGCGGCGACUCCUAUAAGAUUUUUUCGGAGCUGGGCCAAAGUUUGCACAUUUGCCAAACAAUCAACAAACAUUUUUGGUUGGAGUUGAACAGUGGUGGAGAUGAGCGCGAGGAGAUUUGCCAAAAGUGCUGGAAAUGUGUGAGCAGCUUCAAUGAAUUUUAUCAGCGCGUCUACAAUGUGCACCAGGAGCGCCGCGGCGAGGUGAAGAGUAUCCCGAUCGAAUUUUGUGGCGAAACGGCGGCAGCUUGUCCUUUAACGCUGGCAACUGAAAUGGAUGCACUGGCUGAAGGCUUUUUUACUAAUACGGCAGAUGUAAAGGUGGAGGUAAAUGAGCUGGACGCGCUGCCAAAGCUUGAAGUGCUAGAGGAGCCGGCUUUAGAGACCAAAGCUGCUACCAAGAGGCAUAGCAAUGAUAAUAUCACAGCUGCCAAGCGUCGCAUUAAACGUGAAAAGUUGUCCUUAGCCAGCGAUUCGGAUGGUGAUACGCCGCUGGCUGAGUUUUUGGAUUUUAAGCCUAAGGCAGGAGCAGCAGCUGUAGAGGGUUGCAAUCUGCGUCGCAGUACGCGACGUGGACGUAAGCCGAAGACACCACCAGCCACAACGCCAGCUGCAGACUUGAAGCAGGAAUGCGAUACAGACGAUGACCAUGAUUUAGAUUUUGUAGCGCCUGAAGCGGUGUUGGGCACAGAGGACAGCGAUAGCUCCAGCGAGAACAGCAGCAACUCAGAUUCCAAUGAAAGUCUACCCGACGUUGAGCCCGAAGAGCGUUAUGCGGAAAUACCUAAACGUGUGGUGGUUAAACCAAAGAAGUAUCGCAAGCGUACGAAGCCUUUGGUGCCGCCAGUGCGCAUGUCUCGCGAAGAGAUCGAACGACGCAAGGCGCAACAAGACGAAUACGAUGAGAUUAUAUUUGCGUUCUUCAAGAAGCUGCCCUGCCACAUCUGCAAUCAGCUAGUGCCCAACUUUGGCGACAUGCGGCGUCAUCUGCGCAUGUCCCACAAUAUUGAAAGUGGUUUCAUUAGCUGCUGUGGACGAAAGUUCCAUUUACGCAAGGGCCUGGCAGAGCAUGUGCUGGUGCACAAUAAUCCGGAACAUUUUAUGUGUGCGCAAUGUGGACGAGUGUGUCAGGACUCCAAGACAUUGGAGACGCAUGAGCUGACGCACACUAAUCCACAAGGCGACAAGGAAAAGCCAUCCUAUCAAUGCGAAAAGUGCACUAAGGUCUUUACGACCAAGGCGGCAGUGAAGUAUCAUCAGCUAUCCAAGCAUGUGCCUAAGACGGAAUUUAAAUAUCCGUGCACCGAGUGCCCGAAAAGGCUGCCCACGCCGCGCAAGCUUAAGGAGCACAUGCGCUACAUGCACGAUCCAGAGACUGCCAUUAUUUGCGACAAGUGCGGCAAGAAGCUGCGCUCGCAGACGUACCUCAAGAAGCAUCACGAGAUGGAGCACUCGGACAAGCCGAGGCCGAAGCCUGAUCCCGUGCAAUGCGAAAUAUGUGGCACCUGGCUGCGUCAACUCUCUGGUCUCAAGCAGCAUAUGAACACUGUACACGAGCCACCUGGCAGUGAGCAUCGUUGUCCGAUUUGCGACAAGACCUCAAUCAAUGCCCGAGCGCUUAAGCGUCAUAUUUAUCACAAUCAUCAGUGCGAGCGCAAGUUCCAAUGCACCAUGUGCGAAAAAGCGUUCAAGCGACCACAGGACUUGAGGGAGCACACAUCCACGCACACUGGCGAGGUGCUCUACACCUGUCCCAAUUGCCCGCAGACUUUCUUUUCCAAUGCCAAUAUGUACAAGCAUCGCCAGCGUUUGCAUCGCGCCGAGUGGGAGGCGGAUCGAAAAAAGCCACUGCCGCCCAACAUAAUGAAACAGGCAGCAGGUGCUACUAGCAAAAGUCGUCAGCCCAGCACUGUUGCCAGGACUAUAGCUGAGGAGCAAUCGCUAGAGUCACCCUUGUCAUAGAGUUUUAGAGUAACGAUUUAAUGUCUAAUACAUAAUUUAAUAUGUAAGUGUACGAUAUAUUGAAUAAACUUAGAACUGUAAUUAAUUUGCGGAAUGCUAAUGCUCUCGCUGAUGU